Cynara cardunculus var. scolymus (artichoke) is the source of this 2687-nucleotide messenger RNA. RefSeq names its product DNA replication licensing factor MCM4. The transcript has 17 exons. Gene Ontology annotation, biological process: double-strand break repair via break-induced replication; mitotic DNA replication initiation; DNA strand elongation involved in DNA replication. Gene Ontology annotation, molecular function: ATP binding; single-stranded DNA helicase activity; single-stranded DNA binding. NCBI's taxonomy places the organism in Eukaryota, Viridiplantae, Streptophyta, Magnoliopsida, Asterales, Asteraceae. Gene Ontology annotation, cellular component: nucleus; MCM complex. The record is from RefSeq and is a predicted model, not a curated record. The coding region runs from base 1 to 2511 and encodes 836 amino acids.
AUGGCUUCUGACUCUACUCCGGCGAACAACCGCGGUGGACCUUCAUCACCUGAUGAUGGGAUCUCAAGCCCAAUCGGAAACACAUUUUCGUCUCCGAACAAUGCUCCCAGCAGCCGUCGAAAGCGCGGCCGGCGUUCUGCGGCAUACGAGACUCCACCACCACCGUCACAUUCCCGCUUCGCCGCCACACCUGACGCUACCCCAACCCCUAGUUCCACGGCUCCAUCAGGCCGAGGUGGUGGUAGAAGGAGAGCUCCCUCCGUAACCGCGACUCCAUCUUCAACUGACGAUGCACCCCCGUCAUCCGAAGGUGGAGAUCCUGAUGAAGCCGAUGAGGCGCCGCCAAUGUUCGUUUGGGGAACCAGUAUCAGUGUGCAGGAUGUGAACGCUGCAAUCUUGAGGUUUUUGAGGCAUUUCCGGGAACACCCUUCGCACGAUGAGGGAAAAUACAUGAAAUCUAUCCACCAUGUAAUCGAAAUCGAAGGGGAGUCUUUGGAAGUGGAUGCUAAUGAUGUUUUUGACUAUGAUAACGAUUUGUAUACGAAGAUGGUGAGGUAUCCUUUGGAAGUUCUUGCCAUAUUUGAUAUUGUGCUGAUGGAUUUGGUUAGUAGAAUCAACCCAUUAUUUGAAAAGCACAUACAAGCUCGGAUUUUUAAUCUGAAGACAUCAACUUCCAUGAGAAAUCUGAACCCAUCUGAUAUUGAGAAGAUGGUGUCAUUGAAAGGAAUGGUUAUUAGAUGCAGUUCGAUUAUUCCCGAGAUCAGGGAAGCAGUGUUCAGAUGUCUAGUGUGUGGGCACUUCUCUGAUCCCAUUGUUGUAGACAGAGGAAGAAUCAGUGAACCUACCAUGUGUAUGAAGGAAGAGUGCAAGACAAAGAACUCAAUGACAUUGGUUCACAAUAGAUGCAGAUUUGCCGAUAAACAAAUUGUAAGAGUCCAGGAGACGCCUGAUGAGAUCCCUGAAGGGGGUACACCUCAUACGGUGAGCUUGCUGAUGCAUGACAAAUUGGUCGAUGCUGGAAAACCUGGUGACAGGGUUGAGGUUACUGGGAUAUAUAGGGCUAUGAGUGUGAGAGUUGGCCAAACCCAAAGAACUAUGAAAUCUGUAUUCAAGACAUACAUUGAUUGUCUUCAUCUAAAGAAGACAGAUAAGUCAAGAAUGAACGCAGAAGAUCCAAUGGAAACCGAACAAAGCACUACUCAAAAUGAUGAAGGAACCCCUCUGAACUACGAAGAACAGGUGGAGAAAUUGAAAGAGUUAUCAAAACAGCCUGAUAUUUAUGAGAUGCUUACAAGGUCUUUGGCACCAAACAUAUGGGAGUUGGAUGAUGUGAAGAAAGGACUCCUUUGCCAGCUUUUUGGUGGCAGUGCUUUGACGUUGCAAUCUGGGGCUAGCUUCAGGGGAGAUAUCAAUAUUCUUCUAGUUGGUGAUCCUGGUACCAGCAAAUCCCAGCUUCUUCAGUACAUACACAAGCUAGCACCUCGUGGUAUCUACACCAGUGGAAGAGGGAGCUCAGCCGUUGGAUUGACUGCUUAUGUGGCCAAAGAUCCUGAAACUGGUGAAACGGUUUUGGAAAGUGGGGCGUUGGUUCUUAGUGACAGAGGCAUCUGUUGUAUUGAUGAAUUUGAUAAAAUGUCUGAAAAUGCAAGGAGCAUGUUACAUGAGGUGAUGGAACAACAAACUGUGUCGAUCGCAAAAGCAGGGAUUAUUGCUUCUCUUAAUGCAAGGACUUCAGUCUUGGCCUGUGCAAAUCCAAGUGGCUCGCGUUAUAAUCCUCGCUUGUCUGUGAUUGACAAUAUACAUCUUCCCCCAACAUUGCUCUCCAGAUUUGAUUUGAUUUACUUGAUUCUCGACAAAGCUGAUGAGCAGACAGAUAGGCGGCUUGCCAAGCAUAUUGUUGCAUUACAUUUUGAAAAUCCCGAGAAUUCGGAGCAGAAUGUGAUAGACCUUCCAACUUUGACUGCUUAUUUGAGCUAUGCCAGAAAGAACAUACACCCACAGUUGUCUGAUGAAGCUGCUGAAGAGUUGACACGUGGUUAUGUCGAAAUGAGAAGAAGAGGAAAUUUCCCAGGAAGUAGUAAAAAGGUGAUAACGGCUACUCCUAGACAAAUUGAAAGUCUGAUACGCCUCAGUGAGGCUCUGGCUCGGAUCCGCUUCUCAGAGUGGGUGGAGAAGAAAGAUGUCAUUGAGGCUUUUCGGCUUCUUGAAGUUGCACUACAGCAGUCUGCAACCGAUCAUGCCACUGGAACAAUUGACAUGGACCUUAUAACGACUGGCGUGUCUGCAAGCGAAAGAAUGAGGAGGGAGAAUUUGGUUGGGUUGGCUCGAAACGUUAUUAUGGAAAAAUUGCAACUAGGAGGUCCAUCUACUCGUAUACUAGAGUUGUUGGAAGAAUUGAAGCAACGAAGCAAUAAUGCGGAACUCCACCUUAACGAUCUACGAAACGCGCUAAGUAGUCUUGCAAGCGAGGGAUUUGUAGUCGUUCACGGUGACAGCGUAAAAAGAGUAUGAACUUGGGAUGGUUUACAGAACCGAAAGAUUAACUACUCAAUUUGUUCGAUUAACGUUUACGUGACUUUUGAGUUGUAUGUUGAAUGGAGCAACAUUAUGUUGUGUGAUAUUAGUGAAUCUAUAUGAAUAGUAAACCCUCAUCUGUUGAAUUUAUAUUUAUUUUCUCCAAAUAUCAA